UUCAAUCACAUUAAAGUGUCCAUUAAAUCAUAGAGAGCAACCAAAACUAAAAUGAUGGGAAAGGCAAUGAAAGUAUUGCUUAUGUUGUGCAUGGUGGGAUACCUUGCCUCAGUUGCAUUUGCCAUUCGAGUGAACGAUGACAAUGGUGCUGAAGAGGGUGGUGCCAACGGCGAGGGGGGUGCUUCCGGUAUUCGCAGUGGCGGUGCUCUAGGAACUGUUUCUGUCUAUGAUCCACCUUACACUGCCAACCAGUGUUACGGAGAUGAUCCACUGCCGACUACGCUGGUGGCUACUGUAAAUGACGCCUUAUGGGAGAAUGGGGAUAGAUGUAAACAGACUCUGAGAGUGAGGUGCAUCAAGUCCACCGACGCAAGCAAACCUUGCAAAAGGCACACCUCUGUCGAUGUAAGAGUAGCUGAUUACUGCCCAAACUGCGAGACAACUUUUCAGAUUUCUGACGAUGCUUAUGCCAUCAUUGCUGAUCCUGAUGCUCCAUCACUCCAAGUUGGAUUUAGCUGGGUGUAAGGAAAGUCGUAAAUGGCAUUAACAGGAGAAGCUUUAACAGGAGAAGCUUGUUUGUAGUUCCCCUAGCAAGUUUCUUAUCAUGUCCAACACCAAAAUAUAAAUAAAUAAAAAGGGGAAAAUAAAUAGAGAAUGUGUGAAGAGUGUAAGGAUGAUGUUCAGUAAUGCAGCAUCUAUAUAUACAUAUCUUCAUUUCAUGUAAUAUCAGCUGGUUUGUUUAUAGUUUAUCUUGAAUGAAAGAGAAAUCAACUCUCAUCUCCUCUUUCUUAAUUUUAA
Messenger RNA from Jatropha curcas, 798 nucleotides. The record is from RefSeq and is a predicted model, not a curated record. NCBI's taxonomy places the organism in Eukaryota, Viridiplantae, Streptophyta, Magnoliopsida, Malpighiales, Euphorbiaceae.